UGCACACGCCUCCUUCCUUCCUUAUCAGUGGCCUUUAUCCAUCUUAGUUUCCUCCAGUGAAGGACGCAUAUGGUUGUUUUUUCCUCUUUCUCACAUUUCCAUUCACAUUCUGCACUUUUUAUUGCCAUUUAUUUUCCCAACUCCGACUCUCUUUUCGGCCAAGUGUCCUCGCCGCUCCCUUCCUCCCUUCUAUACGUCCUUUCUCCACGCUCCCUCGCGGCCUUUUCCCGCCGCCUGCGUAUUAUAAGGUCGCUUAAAACCCCGGAAUGUUUUCGUCAGCCACUUGAACCUCCUCGCGUGGAUUUUCCACGCACUUGGUCCGCGCCGAGUGCUCCAGGGAACAGUAAUGGACCGCGGCCGCACCCCCAGAUGUGGUCCUGGGCGUUGAUGCGGUGAUGGACCGCAGUGAAAUUUAUGGCUCAAGAUGUCUGGGGAUUGUAAUCGCUCCUGUGUGCUGGUGUCGCCACGAGACUCCAGGAUUUCCUGUGUCUUCCAAACAGCAGACGAGAAGGAUGACGUGCCGGCGGUGGGAGAGGAGAGCGUCUUGGAGAUGCUGAGCUGCUCCAAGUUCUCCGACCUGGAGACAUGGCUGUGCAUGCCGUCCUCCAUGCUGCUUCCCAGACUCCUGGACUCCACCCGCACCUCCUCGUCCUCCUCGUCCAACUGCCGCCAGUCCACAUGCAGCGACGCAGACACGCCGGACAGGUCCCCAGAGAGGGAGGCGGCCUUCCUCACCCCCGCCCUGGGCAAGGAGACGCCCUUCCUGGCCACGCCCCUCCUGCCCAUACUCUCCUCCACUCCCGUGGCGCUCAUGUCGCCGGGAGACUCCGCCUCCCGAGGCGGGGUCAGCAUCAGGAAGCGGCGGCGCCUCGCUGCCAGUCCCGGAGGACUUCACUGGAAGUCUGCAGUUUCAGUGCAGAGGGACUUGUGGUCAGCCGACCCCAGCGCAGGCGUGGAAGAAGGGGGCGCAGGUGAGCCGGCCAAGAGCCGCCUCCUGGCUCGGGGAGGCGGGGCUUCGCAGGCCUGGGUCGGCCACCGGGCGGCGGUGAGGAAAACGGUUUCGGUGGACGAUCAGCUGCUGCAGCCGGCGGGCAGAGAGCAGCGCCACCUGAAGCUGCUGAGCAGACUGGAGAGAGGAAGGAAGAAGCUGCGUAACGUCCAUAGUCUGGGAACUCCCAGCAGAUACGACUCCAGGAAGAAGACCGAGGGUAAGAUCUCACGCUUGGCUCAGAGGUGGAACCGGCGCGCGGCAGGAGAUGCUCUGAUCCAAGAACUCCAGCCCUGGUUUUACACGGGACUCCCCGGCUCCUCGGUCAGCCUGGACAGACACCUCCCGGCUGUGAUGACCCAGCAGAUGCAGAACCUGCAGCUGUCCCAAGCCAAGAAGUGCCCGGGUGGGCCAGCCUCCCCCAAUGCUGCCAAGCGCCUCUACCGGAACUUGUCGGAGAAGCUGCGAGGAAGCACGUCGUCCUUCGAGGACACCUACUUCUUUGGGAAGAACGAUCGCCUUCGCAAGGCCUCGACCAUGCAGGGCAGCGACUGCCUCUUUGAGGCCGUGGAGCAGCAGGACCUGGACACGGUGCAGAUCCUGCUCACCCAGUUCUCGGCCGAAGAGCUGGACCUCAACACCCCCAACAGCCAGGGCCUGACGCCGCUCGACAUCGCCGUCAUGACCGACAACACGCCCAUCGCCAAAAUGCUGCUGAAAGCCGGCGGCAAAGAGGGCCCGCAUUUCGCCAGCGGCGAGAGUCGGGAGGCCCACCUGAGCGCCCUGGUGGCGGAAGCGGAGCAGCGGGCGUCGGACCUGGCGGCGCGGGCGCAGCGGGACGGCCUCUCGCUGGAGGCGUGUCACAAGGACAAGCAGCUGCGGGCGUGGGAGUGGAGGUGCAAGCUGUACAAGCGCAUGGAGACCGGCUUCCAGAACGCACGUGCUCCCGAGGCUCCCACCAUGGUGCGUCUGAGUGCCGGCAGCAGCUCCUCACUGACCGUCACCUUCCAGGAACCGCAGGGUCUCACCUCCUCCGUGGUGACCAAGUACAGAGUGGAGUGGAGCUGCCUGAAGGACUUCUCGCUGCUGGCAGGAGAGAUGCUGCUGGACAACCUGCCAACGCUCAGGUGUAACAUCAGCGGCCUCACCACGGGCCGUCUCUACUUCGUGCGAGUGUGCGCCUGCAACAUGAAGGGCUGGGGGCCGCCCGCCUCCUCCUCGCCGCCGUCUGCGGCGCCUUCCAACUGGCGAGAGAGCGAGGGGCGGGAGCCCAGGAGGCGGAGUCACAUCGAAGCCAUGGAGCGUCUGCUGCAGCAGGUCCGAGCGACACACUCGCACUACUGCUGCGGAGACGCCUCCAAGCUGCAGAACCCCAGCAGGAAGCAGUCGGUCUCCAGAAGCCUGAAACAUCUUUUCAACUCCUCCAACAAGUUUGUGAAGACGCUGAAGAGGGGGAUCUACUUGGCGGCGGUCUUCUACCACAAGGACAGUCUGCUGGUCACGGCCGAGGACCAGAUCCCCAUCGUGGAGGUGGACGACUCCUACAGCAGCUCCCUCACGCAAGACUUCCUGUGGUUCACCAAGCUGUCCUGCAUGUGGGAGGACGUGCGCUGGCUGAGGCAGAGCACCUCGGUGUCCAUGUCCUCGUCCUCCACCCUGCAGGCCCGCCACAAGAUGCUCAGCGCCGCCGGGCAGCUGCAGAACCUCCUGGGCACGCACAACCUGGGCCGGGUGCACUACGAGCCCAUCAAGGAUCGCCACGGCAACGUGCUGCUGGUGACCAUCCGCGACACCGAGAGCCAGCACUCGCUCUUCAGCGGCAAGUGGAUGCAGGUGACCAAGCUGCAGAGUCAGAGGAAGUCCCUGUCCACGCCCGAGGAGCCCUACGCCCUGGACAUCCUCAUCAUCACCUUGCAGGACAUUUUAGCAUACCAGCGCCGCAGCACCCACCGCCUGGCACCAGGUCUCUAUCUGGGCUACCUGAAGCUGAGCAGCUCUGUGGACCAGAUCAGGGUCUUGGUCUCCCAGAGGACACCCAACAUGCUGUGUCACAUCCGCGUGCGAGAAAACUCCAAUGUGUCCAGGGAGGAGUGGGACUGGAUGCGCAAGCUGUCCGCGGCCGGCGAGAAAGAUCCAAACGGCGAGGAGAGCGAAGAGACGCGACCCAGGCCUGAAAGCCACACCCCUUUACUGUUCUACGAGCUGCAGACGGCCAUCAAGUCUCUGCUGAAGCACAUCAACCUCCAUCUGCACCAGGCCCGUCACUUCCGCCUCUACAGCCAGGAAGUGGUGGAGUUAGGUCAUGGUGUCUCCUUCCUGCUGCUGCUGCCGGCUGCUGACCAUGUUUGCUCCGCCCCCGGUCAGUCCAACCCCUACACGCCGCUGGCGGGCUUCCUCCACCUGCCGCUGCAGAUGUUUGAGCUGGUGCACUUCUGCAGCUACAAGGAGAAGUUCAUCAGCCUGUACUGCCGCCUGUCCUCCGUGCUGGACCUGGACGCCCUCAUUACCCAGCAGGCAGUGCGGGAGGCCAUCACGGAUGGCGAGGUGACGACGGCCAGGCAGAGACAUCAACUCAUCCUGGACUUCAUCCAUCAGCUGGACGAGACGCGCCGAGACCUCCGCUGGCUGACGGACGCGCUGCAGUACGCUCGCUACAAGCACCCUCGCGGCGGCGUUCCCGUCACCUGCUUGGUGGACGCCAGCGCGGCGGAAAGCGACUCCGGCCAGCAAAAGGAUGACUCCACCUCCUCCAACAUGGACUCCCCGCCCACGCCGUCCCCCUCGCCGGAGCUGUGCCGCAAGACAGCCAUCAGCGACUCGCUGCUGUGCUCGGACGAGGACGGCUUCUCGGAGGUGUUCCUGCCCACGGACAGCGACUACGACUCCAGCGACGCCCUGAGCCCCCGCGAGCUGGACCUGCUGUACUCGCCCCCCCAGGACCUGUCCCAGCAGGCCUUGCACUCUCUGGGAGGAAGUGCCCCCGACGUGCUGCAGAUCCACGAGCUCAGGUACAGCACCCCCCCGCCGAAGGACCUCCCCCUUACCCCGGCAAUGAAGGAGGCCCCGCUCCUGGCCCACUCCCCAUCUCAGACCAAAGACUCUCCUUUUGCUUUCGGUCUGCCUCGCUCCCCCUCCCUGCCCAGAGCGCUGCUCACCUCACCCUCCACCCCACUGUCCCCCAGGUUCCCCGGUGACCUCCCACUGUCCCCGGCCUUAUGCGACACCGCCCGGACCCUGCAGGGCCUCUCUCUCUCUAAGGACCACCAUGAGAGCGCCCCGCCCCCGAGGGCCCUCUCCAACCCUCCGUCCAAGCGCAAACUGCUCUCCAGGAGCCACCGGGGCCAGUAUUUCAGCGGGCCGCAGCGCUGGCUCAGGGGCCAGAGCGCCGAGUGUCACACGGGGUCCUUGUCCGAGGGCGUCUACACCAAGCAGCGGGACCCCGACCUGCCCCCGCCCGAGGACCCGCCCCCCACGCAGGGAGUAAACUAUGUGAGCCGCACCACCUGCGUGCUGGAGAGCCGUAAGGCCCGCCUCCGUGACCAGAGGCCCCACGUCCGCAGGAUCUUUGUGGAGCCCUGCGAGGAUGCGCAGGUAGUGGGGGCGGCGCCUGGAGGGGAGGAGCCAGUAGGAGCGGCCGGUCAGGACGUAGACUCGGACGACCAAACCAACGCCCAAGUGUCAGAGAUACUCAGCAGCACAUUAUAGGCUCCGCCCCUUUGAAGAUUUGACAUUGCACUCGGCGGGACUUCCUUUUUAGGCCCCGCCCCCAGCCGCACCAUGUGACUUUGUGCCGCCGCUCACCGAGGUAAACAUUUUCCAGUUUCUCUUCUUUUGGGAAGCACAGCCAAAAGCUGCUGAACAAUCACAAGUUUCAUCGUUAUGAGAAGGUCACUUUGGCCCCGACUGAGUGGCCCUUAGUGUGGCCCAGAGUGAGCCAUCUGGGCCCUUAUUAUGCCAUUGUGGCUCCAAGCGAGCCAUUGAGGCCCCGGGUGAGCCAUGGUGGCCCAAAGUAAGCCCUGCUGGCCCAGAGUGAGCCGUGGUGGCCCUUAGUAUGCCAUUGUGGCUCCAAGCAAGCCAUUGAGGCCCUGAGUGAGCCAUGGUGGUCCAAAGUGGGCCAUGGUGGUCCAAAGUGGGCCAUGGUGGUCCAAAGUGGGCCAUGGUGGUCCAAAGUGGGCCAUGGUGGUCCAAAGUGGGCCAUGGCGGCUGUCAGGACUUUGUAGAUUGCAGAAUAAAGUUGCUGGUUCAACUUUGCCAAGCCUCAGACUUCCUGGCGUGGACUGUUACACAUAAUGUUACACAUGAUGUUACA
Messenger RNA from Entelurus aequoreus (snake pipefish), 5297 nucleotides. RefSeq names its product ankyrin repeat and fibronectin type III domain containing 1 (gene ankfn1a). Gene Ontology annotation, biological process: establishment of mitotic spindle orientation; regulation of establishment of bipolar cell polarity. Gene Ontology annotation, cellular component: spindle. Gene Ontology annotation, molecular function: protein binding. The record is from RefSeq and is a predicted model, not a curated record. The transcript is spliced from 24 exons. NCBI's taxonomy places the organism in Eukaryota, Metazoa, Chordata, Actinopteri, Syngnathiformes, Syngnathidae. Bases 425 to 4693 code for a protein of 1422 amino acids.